CCAGGCCCACCUCCUGGUCAGCUGGACGUACAGCACAGGCUGUAACCGCCUCUACAGUGACAUGAUCAGACUGAAUCCGUCUCCUCCUCCUCCAUUGGUAUCUGAGGAGCCAUCGCCAUCCUCACCCAGCCCAGUCCACAAUGACCAGUGGGACCAGGAGGCUGAUAGGGCCUGUUGUCUCAACCCUGUCCACUACGACCUUGAGGCCAAACUGGGAUCGAGCCGAGGCGGGUACACUGACCAUCUCCCGGCCCACUUCGUCUGCCAGGUCUCCAAUGAGGGCUCUGAGGGCUACCAGGUCUCUGAGGGCUACCAGGUCUCUGAGGGCUACCAGGUCUCUGAGGGCUACCAGGGCUACCAGGUCUCUGAGGGCUACCAGUAUGUCUAAGACCCCAUCCACCACGUCUGCAGCCUCUGUAACCUCGGCAACGUCUGCAGCCUCUGUAACCUCGGCAACGUCUGCAGCCUCUACAGACAGCAAAGGUGGUAAAUCCUCCCAGAAGUCCUCAGCCUCGGGUUCGGAGUCGACUCCCAAGAAGGUGUCUAAGAAAGAGCAGAAGAGACAGGACAUGGAGAAGAUACACACCACCCUACUCUGCAGCGUGUUUGGAGCAGAGAGAGAGUUGGCUCAAGCUGAGUUGGAUGAGCUGGACUUUGCCUUCAAGGAGUUUGACUACGACUGCGACGGCUACCUGAACUACAAGGACGUGGCAGAGUGUAUGAGGACCAUGGGCUACAUGCCCACUGAGAUGGAGCUUCUGGAAAUAGUACAACAGAUUAAGAUGAGGAUGGGUGGUCUGAUGGACUUUGAUGACUUCUGUGAGCUAAUGGGUCCCAGGAUAAUGGGGGAGACUGUUGACAUGCUGGGGCUGAAGGAGCUCAGAUCAGCCUUCUCUCAGUUUGACCAAGACUGUGAUGGGAAAAUCAGUCAGGAUGAGAUGAAGGAAGCGGUGAAGUGUUUUCUGGGGGAGAAACUGAAGAAAGGAGAGCUGGAAGAUAUCCUUAAGGAGAUUGACAUCAAUGGAGAUGGAAGCGUCGACUUUGACGAGUUCGUCAUGAUUCUGUCCAUUCGAUAAGCGCUGGAAGACCUGAGAGGACGCUAUCGCUUUAAUGAAUCUUGUUAGACUAAGACGAGAUAACAUUGUAUGUGUGCAUCUGUGUGUACUACUACACAUGUACUACCAUUUAAAAGUUUGGGGUCACUUAGAAAUGUACUUGUUUUUGAAAGAAAAGCAAUUUUUUUGUCCAUUAAAAUAACAUGAAAUUGAUCAGAAAUACAGUGUAGACAUUGUUGAUGUUGUAAAUGACUAUUGUAGUUGGAAACAGCUGAUUUUUAAUGGAAUAUCUACAUAGGCGUACAAAGGCCCACUAUCAGCAACCAUCACUCCUGUGUUCCAAUGGCACAUUGUGUUAGCUAAUCCAAGUUUGUCAUUUUAAAAGGCUAAUUGAUCAUUAGAAAAACCUUUUGUAAUUAUGUUAGCACAGCUGAAAACUUUUGUUUUGAUUAAAGAAGCAAUACAAUUGGCCUUCUUUAGACUAGUUGAGUAUCUGGAGCAUCAGCAUUUGUGGGUUCAAUUACAGGCACAGAAUGGCCAGAAACAAUAACUUUCAUCUGAAACUCUUCAGUCUAUUCUUGUUCUGAGAAAUGAAGGCUAUUCCAUCCAUCCAUCCUCUGUUCCUCCCAACGUCUCCUCUAUACCCAGUCACUGAGAAAAGACAUGAAGGUGUGCACGUUGGGAAAGAGUAUGAACUGUAAUGUAUUUGGGUUAUUUAUCUAUUUAUUGACACUGAUGUGAUAUGACAUGUAGAUAAGUUACCAUAUUGCCAUUUUAAUAAAGACUUUGAAUUUCAUUAUGAGUGACAA
Molecule: messenger RNA, 1864 nt
Organism: Oncorhynchus keta (chum salmon)
Lineage: Eukaryota; Metazoa; Chordata; Actinopteri; Salmoniformes; Salmonidae
Product: calcium-binding protein 2-like
Exons: 9
Coding region: 141-1076 (311 amino acids)
Molecular function (GO): calcium ion binding
Source: RefSeq, a predicted model, not a curated record